Malurus melanocephalus (red-backed fairy wren) is the source of this 4280-nucleotide messenger RNA. RefSeq names its product prestalk protein-like. The record is from RefSeq and is a predicted model, not a curated record. Lineage: Eukaryota; Metazoa; Chordata; Aves; Passeriformes; Maluridae. The transcript is spliced from 3 exons. The coding region runs from base 306 to 4280 and encodes 1324 amino acids.
CCUCAUUUCCAAGUCCGUAGGAAACACGCGGAUCGGGAAUUCCUCGGAGUCACGGAGUCUCGUGUCCCACCGGGACAACAUAAAAAAAAUUACAGCGUCGGGCCGAGUAAUUGAAGGAUUGGAGCCGAGCAGGUCGGGAUUAUUAAAUAUUUGAUUUCCAUACCCCUGAGGUGUCUCACUUCCGGAGCCCCGGACACUCAAAUCCUAUAAAAGGAUUCCCAUUUUCCUGCUCCUCGAGCCGGUUCUGGUUUCAUUUUUGGCGCUCGCUGGUGCAGRUUCGGCCGCCCCCCAACCACCCCCCAAAGAUGCGCCUGGCCACCGGCUGCCCGCUGCCGCAGCUCUGCAUCCCUCCUCCGGCCGUGCUGGUGCGGAGCUUCCCGGUGAGCUCCGAGCGCUGCCGGGGGCUGCGCCGCUCCCGCCCCUCCUGCUACCCCGGGCUGCAGCCGGGCAGCACCACCCUGGUCACUCUGGGUGGCCUGGAGAGCCUGGCCAGCCUGGCCCAAACUGCCCAAACUGGCGGCUGUGCCAAUCCCUGUGGUUUGGUGGCCACCGCCGGUGUCCCCCAGUGCUACCGGGGCGUGACAGGGACGUGCGGCAGACCCGGGUGCUGCUGUUGUUGCUGCAGGGUGACACAGAGCAGCUCGGUGACACGGGACUGCUGCGGGCAGGAGGUGACAACGUGUGGCACCACGGGUCAGGGUCCGUGCGGGGAGGAGGUGACAACGUGUGUCAGCACGUGUGKGGAKCCGUGUUGUAAAGAUGUCACCAAGUGUGUCACCACGUGUGUGGAUCCGUGUUGUAAAGAUGUCACCAAGUGUGUCACCACGUGCCAGGACUCCUGCUGCCAGGAUGUCACCAAGUGUGUCACCACGUGUCAAGAUCCGUGUUGUAAAGAUGUCACCAAAUGUGUCACCACCUGUGUGGAUCCGUGUUGUAAAGAUGUCACCAAGUGUGUCACCACGUGUGGGGAGCCGUGUUGUAAAGAUGUCACCAAGUGUGUCACCACGUGUCAAGACUCCUGCUGCCAGGAUGUCACCAAGUGUGUCUCCACGUGUCAAGAUCCCUGCUGCAAGGAGGUGACCACCUGCACCACCACCUACCAAGAUCCCUGCUGUCAGGAUGUCACCAAAUGUGUCACCACGUGCCAGGAUCCAUGCUGCCAGGAUGUCACCAAGUGUGUCACCACGUGUGUGGAUCCAUGCUGCAGAGAUGUCACCAAGUGUGUCACCACGUGUCAAGAUCCGUGCUGCAAGGAGGUCACCAAGUGUGUCACCACGUGUGUGGAUCCGUGUUGUAAAGAUGUCACCAAAUGUGUCACCACAUGUCAAGACCCCUGCUGUGUGACCACAUGUGCCACCACCUGCGUGGAUCCAUGCUGCAGAGAUGUCACCAAAUGUGUCACCACCUGCCAGGAUCCCUGCUGCAAAGAUGUCACCAAGUGCACCACAACGUGUCAAGAUCCAUGUUGUGUCACCACGUGUGCCACCACGUGUGUUAAUCCCUGCUGUCAGGAUGUCACCAAGUGUGUCACCACGUGCCAAGACCCUUGUUGUAAGGAGGUGACCAAGUGCACCACCUGUGUGGAUCCGUGUUGUCGGGAUGUCACCAAAUGUGUCACCACGUGUGUAGAUCCCUGCUGUCAGGAUGUCACCAAAUGUGUCACCACAUGUGUUGAUCCAUGCUGCAGAGAUGUCACCAAAUGUGUCACCACGUGUGUAGACCCGUGCUGCAGAGAUGUCACCAAAUGUGUCACCACGUGUGUAGACCCAUGCUGCAGAGAUGUCACCAAGUGUGUCACCACGUGUGUGGAUCCAUGCUGCAGGGAUGUCACCAAAUGUGUCACCACGUGUGUUGAUCCAUGCUGCAGGGAUGUCACCAAGUGUGUCACCACGUGCGUUGAUCCAUGCUGCAGGGAUGUCACCAAAUGUGUCACCACGUGCGUGGCGCCGUGUUCCAGGAAGGUCCCCAAGGUGCUGACGCCGUGCUACCAGCCCUGCUGCAAGAAGGUGACCAAGUGGAGCAGCCCCUGGGCCCUGCCCUGGUGCCGCAAAGGGACCAAGAAAAGCGCCAAGGCCAGCGCCAGGUGUGAGCCCGGGUACAAAAAAGGGUCCAAGUGUCCUGUCCCGUGCCAGGAUCCCUGCUGUGUCACCAGAUGUGUCACCUCCUGCCAGGAUCCCUGCUGUGCCACCAGAUAUGUCACCACGUGUGUUGAUCCCUGCUGUGCCACCAGAUAUGUCACCUCCUGCCAGGACCCCUGCUGUGCCACCAAGUGUGUCACCACAUGUGUAGAUCCCUGCUGUCAAGAUGUCACCAAGUGUGUCACCAAGCGUGUUGACCCGUGCUGCAGGGAGGUGACCAAGUGCAGAACCAGGUGCGUGGAUCCCUGUUGUCAGGAUGUCACCAAAUGUGUCACCACCUGUGUGGAUCCGUGCUGUCAGGAUGUCACCAAGUGUGUCACCACGUGCCAGGAUCCCUGCUGCAAGGAGGUCACCAAGUGUGUCACCACCUGCAAAGAUCCCUGUUGUCAGGAUGUCACCAAGUGUGUCACCACGUGUCAAGAUCCCUGCUGUGUGACCACAUGUGCCACCACCUGUGUUGACCCGUGCUGCAAGGAAGUCACCAAACGUGUCACCACGUGCCAGGACCCCUGCUGUCAGGAUGUCACCAAGUGUGUCACCACCUGUGUGGAUCCGUGUUGUCAGGAUGUCACCAAGUGUGUCACCACGUGCCAGGAUCCCUGCUGCAAGGAAGUGACCAAGUGUACCACCUGUGUGGAUCCAUGUUGUCGGGAUGUCACCAAGUGUGUCACCACAUGCGUUGAUCCAUGCUGCAGGAAGAAUGUCACCAAAUGUGUCACCACGUGUCAAGAUCCGUGCUACAAAGAGGUGACCACCUGCACCACCACCUACCAAGAUCCCUGCUGUCAGGAUGUCACCAAAUGUGUCACCACCUGCCAGGACCCCUGCUGUCAGGAUGUCACCAAGUGUGUCACCACGUGUGUAGAUCCGUGCAGUCAGGAUGUCACCAAAUGCAGAACCAGGUGUGUUGAUCCGUGCUGCAAGGAGGUUACCAAAUGUGUCACCACCUGUGUUGACCCGUGCUGUCAGGAUGUCAAAAAGUGUGUCACCACAUGCCAAGAUCCAUGUUGUCAGAAUGUCACCAAGUGUGUCACCAGGUGCCAGAACCCCUGCUGCAUGACCAGGUGCACCACCCGGUGUGUGGACCCGUGCUGUGUCACCAGAUGUGCCACCAGGUGUAUGGAUCCCUGCUGCCAGGAUGUCACCAAGUGCGUCACCAGAUGCCAGGAUUCCUGCUGUGUCACCAAAUGCGCCACCACGUGCCAGGAUCCCUGCUGCCAGGGAGUGACCACCUGUGCCACCAGCUGCCAGGACCCCUGCUGUGUCACCACGUGCCAGGACCCCUGCUGUGCCACCUCCUGUGCCACCACGUGUCAGAACCCCUGCUGUGCCACUCCCUGUGCUCCAAAGUGCCAGGAUCCCUGCUGUGCCACCACGUGCCAGGAUCCCUGCUGUGCCACCAGAUGUGUCACCAGAUGCGUCACCAGGCGCCAGAACCCCUGCUGUGCUCCCUGCCAGGACCCCUGCUGUGUCACCUCCUGUGCCACCACCUGCCAGGACUCCUGCUGUGCCACCUCCUGCGCCCCGAAGUGCCAGGAUCCCUGCUGUGCCACCAGAUGUGUCACCACGUGCCAGGACCCGUGCUGUGCCACCACCUGCCAGGAUUCCUGCUGUGCCACCUCCUGUGCCCCGAAGUGCCAAGACCCCUGCUGUGCCACCUCCUGUGUCACCAGAUGUGUCACCACAUGCCAGGAUCCCUGCUGUGUCACCACAUGCCAGGACCCCUGCUGCAUCCCGAAGUGCCAGGACCCGUGCUGUGCCACCUCCUGUGCCACCAGAUGUGUCACCACAUGCCAGGAUCCCUGCUGUGCCACGCCCUGUGCUCCGAAGUGCCAGGAUCCCUGCUGUGCCACCACGUGUGUCACCACCUGCCAGGAUCCUUGCUGUGCCACCACCUGCCAGGACCCCUGCUGUGUCACCUCCUGUGCCACCACGUGUGCCACCACGUGCCAGGACCCGUGCUGUGCCACCCCCUGUGUCCCCCAGUGUCGCGGCGGUGCCCGCGUGGCCGCCACCCGCUGCUCUGACUCCUGUGCCACCMCCUGUGUCACCCAGACCUGCCCCGUGUGCGGUGGCCUGGUCACCUCAGCCUGCGGCCAGCGCCGCCCUGUCCCCUGCUGUCCCAAAUUCCAGGCUCCCUGA